AUGUUAAAAGAGAAACUGCAAGAGAUAAAGGAUUCAAAUACAAAUUUAUAUUAACAUUUGAAUAAUGUAUUGACUAAGAUAUUAUUGGAUAAUCCAAAAAAUGCUUUUGAAUUAUUUGAAGAUUAUUCAUUUUAGGUAAAAUCAAGUGGAUUUUCAUUUGAUAAAUAUAAUGAAUUUGAUAAUGCAGAGAGAACAAAGAUUUCAAUGGAUUAAGCUAUUUAAUAGAAGACAUUAAAGCUAGUCAAUAAAAUUAAUCUUGGAACUGAUGAAGAACCUUAGGAAGCAACUUAAACUGGAUAUUUACCUAAUUUAACAGAAGAAGCUUAUUUAUAUGAAUGGGCUGGUAUUGGAAUUGAUGAAAAUUAUAAAAUAUUCAAGGCAUUAUCAUUAUUAUCUGUUACUAAAUAAGCAUCUAAAUUAAGAUUUUGGGGUAAAAUCAUGGCAAGAGAAAAGGAUUAUUAUAUUGCUGAAGGAGUUGCUAAUAGUCAAGUUGAAGAUGGGGAAUUACCACCUGAAGUUGAACCUAGAGGAUCUGGAGUUAAUACUAAAUCUUAUUGGGCAUGCACUGAUAUCUUAAAUGAUAAGGAUUGGGUUGAAUUACCUUUGAUUACACCUUAAUAAAUCAAUGUGUCUAGAUAAAUUAAAUAUAUGUUUACAGGUAAUUUAGAAGCUGAUGUUAUUACUAAUCCUUAUUUCUUUGGAAAAGAAAAACAUUUAUUAAAAGCAUAAAUUGUUAGAAUUACUUAAUCAACUGUUAUUAUUCCUAAAGGUUAAUAUAUUUUAAGAGAAGGUGAACCAAGAGAAAUAGAUUAAACACCUGAAUAUAAAUUACCAGGAUUUCAUGAAUUAAAAACAUUAAAUGAUUGGAUGCAUUUCAAUACAAAUAUAUUAAAUUGUGGUAGAUUAGUUCAUUUAAUACCAUCUGAAUUACCAGAUGGUGUAGAACCAGAUAUUUAUUAAAAAUAAAUAGAAGCAGCUGAUCCAUUUGAAAAUAGAUUGAAAUAAUUAUCAAAUGAUAAAUUACCAAAUAAUAAACCUGCUUGGAAAAUUAGAAUUGUUGGAGAUACAACUGAUUAUAAUCCUUUAGCUAAAGACACCAAUAAUAAAGUUAAUAAUGGUGUUAUUAUCAUUAAAUCUUUAGUUUGGCCAGGAUUAGUCACUGUCUAUUCUAACAAAGUAUUGUCAUAAUUAUAUUAUGGUUAUGGUUUCAAGGCAACAACCAAUCAUUUCUAUCCAAAAUAACCAUAAUAAGUAUAAACAGAACAACCAGAUCUUCCUGAAUAGCCAGAACCAAAUUUCCCAGCUGAAGUCCCUUAAUAACAAUAAGAUUGAUCAUUAUUAUUAUUAAAUUAUGGAAUAAGAGGAUACACUUU
Messenger RNA from Paramecium tetraurelia, 1373 nucleotides. RefSeq lists its product as uncharacterized. The record is from RefSeq and is a predicted model, not a curated record. Gene Ontology annotation, biological process: cilium assembly; cilium movement involved in cell motility; axoneme assembly. NCBI's taxonomy places the organism in Eukaryota, Ciliophora, Oligohymenophorea, Peniculida, Parameciidae. The transcript has 5 exons. Gene Ontology annotation, cellular component: radial spoke; axoneme.